Messenger RNA from Ciona intestinalis (vase tunicate), 1508 nucleotides. Lineage: Eukaryota; Metazoa; Chordata; Ascidiacea; Phlebobranchia; Cionidae. The record is from RefSeq and is a predicted model, not a curated record.
GUAGAAACAUGUCGGCGUUAAAACAAAUUAGAAAUUCACAAAAUGUUCAAUUUAUUUUCUCGUUUUGCGUCGGUUGGUUUGUGCUCGGCCACUUUUGGACCGAAGAAAUGGACAAAGCAUUCAAACGAGGAGAACUGAACGUCCAAUCAUACGAGGAGCAUUGCUCAUGUGACCACUUGGCCCCCGUGUGUCCACCGUGCAACGGCGUCGUCGACGUGCAAUCCCAACGGCAACAAAAUAUUAAAAUAUCGGAGAGUUAUUACAGAACGUACAAAUACAAGCCACUCGCCCACAGCGAGGAUUUAACGAACCGUUGGCGAAUGUUGACCCAUAAACACCAGUAUGAGAUGAUUAACCAGGAACCCCGGGUGGGGCUGAAUGGGAUGUGGAGGGUGGAAGUUAAUCAAGCAGAACAACAAGCUAAACAUAUCGCUAUUAAGAAUGGUGCUGAGUCAUCGAUUGAAAUGAAGGAAAUAUUUCAACGAGUCGACGCUUUUCACGGAACGACGUAUAUUGUUAAUUAUGAGGCCCCCGACGCGGCCCGCACAGUGGUUGAGAUGAACCGACCGUACAUUGCCGGCAAACCUAAGUUGGUAUCAGUCGAUCAUGUGACCAACAGGGAGAUCAUAAAUAUUAUUUCACCAAUUUCAAAGGUGAGCGAGAGGUUCAACAACUUUUUAUCGCGAUACGAGGACAACGUGUUAAGUUCACCGUCGUCGGGGCCCGUGAGGAUUAUCUUCGUUAUUUUCCAACCCGACGAUGAGCAUGAGGUCAAAUACGAGGAUUCUGUAUCGCAUAUCACGGAUGUCUUGGACAAGUUCCGUGCUCGAAACAAGAGAGCAAUGAUUGAAUAUAUUUUCACAAAGGGUGAAUUCAACCGAGCUGUUGGGUUGCAUGCGGGGGUGAUGCAGUGCAACGACGAUGAAAUAGUUUUGUUUCUCGACGUCGAUCUGAAGAUUGGAGGAGAUUUCUUGGGUCGGGUUCGUAGGAAUGUGGUACAACAUGAGAGGGCCAUCUUUCCCAUCAUGUUUUCGCAGUAUGACAGCGACGUGAUGAAACACGCAUCAACGGUGGACAUGGAGUUGGUACAAGAUGUUGAAGACCCCAUGCAAAUCAAUAAACAAACUGGAUUCUGGAUUUAUUAUGCAUUUGGUGUGGCUGCCAUGUAUAAAAGUGAUUAUCUUAAAGUUGGAGGGUUCAGGUUGGAUAUCAAGGGUUGGGGGGGAGAGGACGUCGAUUUAUUCAAGAAGAUGAUCAGCGACCCCCACAUAAAUGUGAUGUCUAUUGUUGAUGCCGACCUUAUGCAUAUAUAUCAUAAACGUGGUUGUGAUGUCACACUAGCACCCGACCAAUACGCCAUGUGUGUUGGUGCGUGGGCGGAAACAUUGGGCUCGCAACGACAAGUUGGAACGUUGUAUUUGAACAAACAUUAUGAAUUGUAAUAUUAUUUUCGCAUUUUAUAAUCACCCAGUAUUGUGUUAUAUAAUAAUAAAUAGAAACUUACAUUA